Molecule: messenger RNA, 1464 nt
Organism: Scedosporium apiospermum
Lineage: Eukaryota; Fungi; Ascomycota; Sordariomycetes; Microascales; Microascaceae
Product: Delta(14)-sterol reductase
Exons: 3
Coding region: 1-1464 (487 amino acids)
Biological process (GO): ergosterol biosynthetic process
Cellular component (GO): endoplasmic reticulum membrane
Molecular function (GO): Delta14-sterol reductase activity
Source: RefSeq, a predicted model, not a curated record
AUGGCACCAAAAUCCAAGACACCCGCCGUGAGUGCGCCGGUGCACGAAGGCUACGAAUUCGGCGGACCUCUCGGUGCCGCUGCGAUUUCUUUCGGUCUCCCGAUCCUAAUGUAUGUCUUCACAUUCGCGUGUAACGAUAUUUCGGGAUGCCCUGCUCCGUCGCUAUUAAACCCCAAGACCCUCGAUCUCGGCCAAUUGAAGCGUGAGGUCGGCUGGCCCGAGGAUGGCAUCAUCGGCGUGUUCGAUCUCAAUGUUACGCUCUAUGUGUUGGCCUACUACCUGGUUAAUGCGCUACUCUACGGCAUCCUCCCCGCGAGCGAGGUGCAGGGCACGGAGCUCGCUACCGGUGGCCGUCUCACGUACCGGUUUAAUGCCUUCACCUCGCACAUGAUCAUCCUCGCCGUGUGUGUGGCCGGUACUGUUCAAUCCGGCGCCAGCUUCACACUCUGGACCUACAUCAGCGACAACUACCUCCAGAUCUUCACGGCCAACCUCCUGCUCGCGACUUUCCUCGCCACGUUCGUCUACGUCCGAAGCUUCAGCGUCAAACCCGGCAACAAGGAGAUGCGCGAGCUCGCAGCCGGCGGUCAGACGGGCAACAUGAUGUACGACUGGUACAUUGGUCGCGAGCUCAACCCGCGUGUCACGCUCCCCAUCAUCGGCGAGAUGGAUAUCAAGGUCUGGUUCGAGCUGCGACCAGGCCUGCUCGGUUGGCUCCUCCUCAACGCCGCCUGGGUCGCUCAGCAGUACCGCAACUACGGCUACAUCACGGACAGCAUCGCCUUCAUUGCGGGUAUCCAAUCCCUGUACAUCAUUGACUCGUGGAUUAACGAGUCGUCCAUCCUCACCAUGAUCGACAUCACCAUGGAUGGUUUCGGCUUCAUGCUGUCUUUCGGUGACAUCGCGUGGGUGCCUUUCCUCUACUCGACCCAGACGCGUUACCUUUCCAUCUACCCGGUCACCCUCGGUCCUACCGGCAUCGCAGCCAUGCUCGCCGUGCUCGGUACGGGCUUCUACAUCUUCCGCUCCUCCAACAACGAGAAGAAUCUCUUCCGGACCAACCCCAACGACCCUCGCGUGUCGCACCUCGAGUACAUCCAGACCAAGACGGGCAGCAAGCUUCUUGUCACGGGUUGGUGGGGCACGGCGCGUCACAUCAACUACUUUGGUGACUGGAUCCAGGCCUGGCCGUAUAGUUUGCCGACGGCCAUCGCUGGAUACACGAUCCUUGCGGCGGGCACCGGGGCCGAGGGUGCGUUCGUCAUGGCCGAUGGCAGGGAGGUUGUCCAGGGUGCCGCCAGAGGUUGGGGCAUGCUGUUCACAUAUUUCUACGUUCUUUACUUUGGCGUCUUGCUCAUCCACCGUGAUGGCAGGGAUGACCAGAAGUGCCUAAGGAAGUACGGUGAUGAUUGGAUUGAGUAUAGGCGGAGGGUCAAGUGGAGGAUCAUUCCUUAUGUGUAUUAA